GAUACAAAUCGCACACAGAAGCACCCACACAUACACAUGCCGACCAGAGAAAUCACACCUGCAGCAAAAUUAAAAAGUGGAGGAGGUGUUGUGUGUGUGUGGGGGGAUUAAAACUGUUUGCACAUCUCAGUCUAACAGACAGUGUUUUACACUAUGGCUUCUGUUGCUUCAGGUCAUGCUCUGCCCAGUGGCUGCAGGAUCUUCACUUCCAUUCCUGAUGUGUUUUUCAUCCCUGAGUUUCUGUUUGGAGGUUCGGUGGGGAUCCUGGUGGCAAUGAGUGGGCAGUCUUGGUACAGCCCCGUGGGCUGGGUGAUGUUUGUGUCCGUCUUCUGCUUCGUAGUGACAACAGUCUGGUUCUUCAUCUUCCUCGGAGGAGCCAAUGAGAAAAGCAUCUGGCUUUCACUGGAUGUGGGAUACCAUUUUGUGGCGGCGCUUUUCUACCUCAGUGUGUUGGUGACUCUGGCGUUCAUUGACACUGUGCUGGCUAGCUGGAUUGAACAUUCACACAGUGGAAUUUUAAUUCUCUACCGAAUGGGAAUUUCUGCAGCGGUGCUGUCCUUUAUGGCCACUCUUUUCUACUUCUUCCAUGCCAUUUUCUCUGCCAUCCGAUGGAAGAGGUCCAAAUAAAACAAAACAUCAACCCAACCGCAAACCAAGAAGAAGAAGACCAAAAAGAGAACAAAGACCAAACUACCUGCAGGCCUGUAAUUGAACUAAACACAAAAUGACCUUUUCUUUUUGUGUGUUUUUCAUGUCAGCAAGAGUAACUUUUGAAUCAAAGUGCUAAAACAUCAAAUAAAUGAAUGAGUGGAAAAGUGGUUAUUAAUAAUAUAUUAAUGUUAUUUGUUCAUUGGUCUGGUUAGCGAGGUUGGUCUGCACAUUUUUACCCCAAAAAUGACUCUUUUCCUAAUCAGAAAGACAGUUCUUCUGUCAGAAUAGAUGAAAGUGAAAUGAUGGUUUAAUUAGUUAUUUAGCAUUACUAUAACAUUUAUUUCUUGUAAACAGAAAAGAAAUAAAUGUUAUAGUAAUGCUAAAUAACUAAUUAAACCACAGACAUUUAUGAUGACAUCCUGUAUUUUAUCACAAAAUGACAGGAAGGCCUUAAAGGGUCAUUUUGCCAAAAUUACAAAAAUAACAUAUUUUCUUGCUUACCUAUAGAACACACAGUUUUCAUUGAGCUAUUUUUGAGGUAGAAAGUUAUUCCAGUAAAGGUUGUUCAUAGCUUUUUCUGAAUAAUAUCCACAAUAACCAGAACAAAGUUGCUGCCUUUUAAUUAAAUCUUAAUUAAUUACUGGUAGACAAUCCCCCCAAUUUGUCAAAUCCACUCAUUUCAUCCACCCGUGCCUCUCUAAUACAUAAUCUGCACAUAGGUAUAGAAUUCUGUCAUACCUCUUUCUCUCUAGACUCAGACACACACCCAAGAAACUAAUAAUGUUUGCUUACUUUAAUGGAUCAAGAGCUGGUUCUCAGCCUCUUGGACAGCAAUCUCUAUGAUGAUCAGUCCAUGGUCUCUGAAUCUCCUUUGUCCAUAGUUACAACCAUUCCCACACGGCCAGCCAUUCAUCCAUCAUCCACGCGCCCCUUCUCAUCCAGCUGUGUCAUUGCCUCCCCUAUACCCCAUCCUCACGCCCCACCCAUCAACAACUUGCCCAUCCUUCCAACACUCAGUUCCAUCAUGCCUCAACCUCCUAUGAUCCCCAAACCCAAAUGUUGACAAAGGCAAGGCCUGUAAAGUACUAAAGCGGCAGAAGGGUUUGCAAUAAUUUCAAUGAUUAGGUUGCAAUGUACCAAGUUGCUGUUUCCUCCACACCUGUUCCCUUUGUGGCAGUGCCAACACCAGAAGCAGUUGCCGCCAUAACCUCACAAAGCACGUAACCAGCUCACGCGUCAUCAACCUCAACCAUCUAUCAGGCCACUGUGCCUGGUCGGCUUAAUCUGACAUUACCAGCACUUCCAAAGCAUUGCCCACAAACCUGGAUUUCUAGAGUUUUGCUUUUCGCCGUUUCUUGGAAUGGUUCAUAUUACUUAACCUUCUGCCCCCCAUUCGGGUGCAAGAGCAGCCCAAAGAUAUUUUAUCCACUUGCUUUCAAGCCUCCCUCCCAACCAGAGAAACUCCAUCAUUAUUUGUUGUACAUUCCAAACUACCUCCUCUACCGCUGUACCAAGCAACAAUUUCUUUCUCUCCUUGCCCCAACCUGAUCCAGCCCCGGGUUCCUAGCCACUCCGGCCACCACAACCCAAUAAACCCCUUUCAUCCCUAACUUCUCAACCCCUUCAUCCUAUCCUUGAACCUUCUCACUAACCAAAUAAACUACCUUUUGUACCUCAUUUGGUGCAGUCUUAGUUAGUGGAAGUAAGGAGACAGAUAAAAAAAAGAUUUGUCAGAAGUGAAGUGGCAAAAGCUUAAAUGUCCUGACUUUCAUUGACUUUUAUUUCCUCAAGCUUCAAAAAUAAUACUAGAUCCUACACUUUCCAUCUUCCUCCCCCCCGGAAAACUCCUACGUCUUUUAAACUCCACACACACGAGAAGGCCAUACAGUCUAUGGAGAAGGCUCAUUUCAACUUGACGCCUGGCAAUUACAGAGACCAGGUGACUUUGUCCAGCUUUAGCAUCUGAUAGGGAACAAGAAAAUAUAACUUGUUAGCUGUUAAACUACCGAACACACAGGAGCGUUUUGUAUCUUAACAUUACUCAGCAGACUUUAAUUAAGGUGUCGUUGGCUUUUUAUAUACAGUCUAUGGUCGUUGGUGACUUUAUAAUCUUUAUAAAGAUGUAUUACGGAUCAGAAAUGCAUUUUGGCUCCACCUUGCAGUCACCAUUAAUUGCAAGAGCGAGUAAAGUAUUUCACUAAAAAUUGUGGAAACAGUCAAUAACAGUGUAACUUAGUGUUGAUAUAGCACAUUUCAUUGAAAUUGCUAAUAAAUCCUAGGAACUUUGUACCAUUCAAAACCUGUAUGUUGUCAAAUAUUUAAAAGACUUGAUUGGAGAGACAAAUGCCUUUUGUUUCUUGCAUGUUUUCUCCAUGUUUACAAUGAAUGAUAUACAAAUACAAAUGGAUAAAUAACUCUCCCUCUUGACCACAACAUCUUUUUAAUCUGUUUCAAUAUAAUAACUGUGAUUUUUUUUUUCCUUCUUUGGUUUUGAUACAAUAUGGAUGGAUGAUUUAUUGUGAGCAUUUCUAUGAAAAAAUUAAUUCUUUAAAUAUUUUGAUGAUUUGACUUUGACUACAGAGUUUUGGAAUCUAUAACGUGAAAUAAAUUAGUUGGCCAUUCAAACAUCCCGGCUGC
Messenger RNA from Micropterus salmoides (largemouth bass), 3288 nucleotides. Its product is annotated as myelin and lymphocyte protein-like. The record is from RefSeq and is a predicted model, not a curated record. Bases 154 to 627 code for a protein of 157 amino acids. Gene Ontology annotation, molecular function: structural constituent of myelin sheath. Gene Ontology annotation, biological process: myelination. The transcript has 4 exons. Gene Ontology annotation, cellular component: membrane. Lineage: Eukaryota; Metazoa; Chordata; Actinopteri; Centrarchiformes; Centrarchidae.